Messenger RNA from Nematolebias whitei (Rio pearlfish), 624 nucleotides. RefSeq names its product asialoglycoprotein receptor 1-like. The transcript has 5 exons. NCBI's taxonomy places the organism in Eukaryota, Metazoa, Chordata, Actinopteri, Cyprinodontiformes, Rivulidae. The coding region runs from base 1 to 624 and encodes 207 amino acids. The record is from RefSeq and is a predicted model, not a curated record.
AUGGAGAUGAUUUAUGAUGAAGUGAAGGUUGAGGAGAAGUCGUGGGAAAACAAAAAGAAACCUCACGUUUGUUCUCCGCUUCGUGCGGCUCUGGUUUCUUUGGGGAUCCUUUGUGUCGUUCUGGUGUCGGUCAUCAUCACUCUCACCAUCAACUUCAGGGACGAGCAGAGGAGACAAAACUUCACUCUGACGAUGCAGAACCAGAAGCUGCUGGCAGAGAAGGAGGCGCUGAAGAGACGAUCAGAAGACCUGAGCAGAGAGAGGGACCGGCUCAACUGGACCAUGGAGGCCAUCCUCCAAUACGACAACUUUCCAGUUAACAAACACUGCCCCCACAGAGCCUGUAAGCCGUGCCUGGACGACUGGGUGCCGUUUCAGUCAAACUGUUAUCUUUUUACAAAUGAUAUCUACUACUACAACUGGAAAAACUGGGAGUAUAGCCGUGACUUUUGUCAAGAAAAGAAUGCAGACCUGGUGGUGAUUGAAAGCCUGGAGGAACAGGAAUUCAUAAACAACCACACAAAAAAAUACAGUGAUUCUCAACACGGAUACUGGAUCGGGUUGAGCAUCAAAAACAUGGAGACGUGGACGUGGGUGGACAGAAGUAAUGUCACUCUGACGUAA